AUGAAUGGGUUUACGCUUACCGAUAUACAAAAGCAAGCCUUCACCUGUCCCCACUGCUUGAAGUUAUGCUUCCUACCAGGUUUUCUGGCAAGCAGUGUUGCCCCCGUCUUGGAUUUUGGGGCCCCAGCUCCUCUGUCUCAGAGUAGCCUCAACCUCGGUGGUUUUCCACUGCCCGCAACAUCCAAGCUCUCUCUUGACAAUGUUCCCCAGAGAGUGACAGCUUUUGGUAGACCUGUUUCGCCACCCAAGCUCUCCCCUGUUCCCCAGAGAGUGACAGCUUUCGGUAGACCUGUUUCUACACCACUUGGCAACAGUACAUCAGCCUUCACUCCAGUUUUUGGGGCACCAACGAUAUCUAAUGAGCUCUUCCCUGGACAUGUUUCUCCACUACUUGGCAACGGUACAUCAGCCUUCACUCCAGCUUUCGGGGCACCGGCGCUAUCUUAUACACCCAAUCCCUCCUUGGGUAUUCCUGAAACCCCGAAACCAUCAGCUUUUAUUUCAGCAUUUGGGGCACCAGCGCUACCACACACUUCUGGUUAG
This is a messenger RNA of Penicillium malachiteum, 543 nucleotides long. RefSeq lists its product as uncharacterized. The record is from RefSeq and is a predicted model, not a curated record. The transcript has a single exon. The coding region runs from base 1 to 543 and encodes 180 amino acids. Lineage: Eukaryota; Fungi; Ascomycota; Eurotiomycetes; Eurotiales; Aspergillaceae.